Messenger RNA from Drosophila bipectinata, 1167 nucleotides. RefSeq names its product selenoprotein T (gene SelT). Gene Ontology annotation, biological process: cell redox homeostasis. Lineage: Eukaryota; Metazoa; Arthropoda; Insecta; Diptera; Drosophilidae. Gene Ontology annotation, molecular function: thioredoxin-disulfide reductase (NADPH) activity. The record is from RefSeq and is a predicted model, not a curated record. Gene Ontology annotation, cellular component: endoplasmic reticulum membrane.
CCAACACUAAAGCAAAGUGUGAACAACAAUUCUGUUCGACAUUUGAGAAAAAAUUAAAAUAAGCUACACAAUGGAAACCCUGACUGGAAGAAAUGUUGCCUUGCUGGUGCUAUGCCUGUGUGCCGGAUACGCUCUGGUGGUCGGCGAGGGCGACAAGGAGAUACCAGCCACGAAAUUAGGACAAAACAUUGCGCCGACGAUGACUUUUCUUUACUGCUACUCCUGCGGCUACCGCAAGGCCUUUGAGGACUACGUUAACAUUUUGGUCGAGAAGUACCCACAGAUCCAAGUGCAGGGAGCCCAUUACGAUCCUCCCGGCUUGAACUAUUACCUAUCCAAGAUUAUUUUUGCUUUGAAGAUCACCAUUAUUGUUUCGGUGGUAUCAGCAGUUAGUCCGUUCACAUUCCUUGGUAUCAACACACCCAGCUGGUGGAGCCACCUGCAGUCAAACAAGAUUUACGCGUGCAUGAUGAUUUUCUUUCUGGGCAACAUGCUCGAGGGUCAGCUGAUCUCAUCGGGAGCGUUUGAGAUAACACUGAAUGACGUGCCAGUAUGGUCGAAAUUGCAGACGGGCCGGUUUCCGGCGCCCGAGGUCCUAUUCCAGAUCAUCGACAAUCAUCUGCAGUUCACCGACAAGAUUCAGGAGAAUCCGGACUUUGUUAAAUAAUAGUGGACAAAGGAAGAGGCGGGAACAGAAGCCGGUCAACACCAAAUAGCCAUGCGGCUCUGAACCUCUGUAAAACUAUAGGCUCUUGUCCCAAUAUACCCUAGUUAGCCGUAUCUCUCUGUUUCACCCAAAAACCUUCUAGCCUACUGUACACCAAAUGUAACUUUGUAUUCCUGUGUUUCCGUUUAAAAGCUUAAGUGUACUGUAUUUGUGUUUUUGUGUAGCCGCCAGUCGUGUGUAUAUCGAAAGCAUAUAGAUAAGAACAUAAAGGACACAACAACUCGCUACCGGGUCCUGGUCCCAGGGGUACAUCUACCGUAGGAGAGCUGUUUACAAUCAAACUAUGUGCUGCCUCGGUGUAGAUGUACCUCUUCCUUAGCCUUUACGAGAUUUGUAAUGUUACUUGUUAGUGGGAGGAGCAAACUGAUUACAUUCGGAUAUGUAAAACCUUUUUCACAUUGUAAUAAAAAUAAAUUCGCUCGUCAGAUUUAAAACCAAAA